Messenger RNA from Jatropha curcas, 1790 nucleotides. RefSeq names its product putative UPF0481 protein At3g02645. Lineage: Eukaryota; Viridiplantae; Streptophyta; Magnoliopsida; Malpighiales; Euphorbiaceae. The record is from RefSeq and is a predicted model, not a curated record.
UACAUGAUUCACGAGGCUAAGCCUGACAAAAGGUAUUUGGUAGGAGAAAUUGUCAGAUUCACAUACAAAUCAAUGAGUGUAUGGCUAAUUGCCUAUAUAAAGCACCAAAAGUUCGAACAAGAAACCAAAAUGACUUCUUCAGCUUCAAUCAUCAAUUCCAUGUUUAGUGAGAAUGAGUGGAUUGAGCACAUUCAGCAAAAUCUCAAACAAGAUUUGGAGAAUGUUAUCCAAAUUCCUUUUUCCAUCUUUCAAGUGCUUGAAUCUGCAAAAGCUUCCAAGCCCGAUGCUUACACGCCUCAAUUGAUAGCAUUGGGACCCUAUCAUCACUUCCGAUCUCAUCUCUAUCAUAUGGAGACCUUCAAGCUUGCUGUAGCUAAGAGGGCUGUUGAGAAUUUCCAACUCUCUAGUAUCAAUGAGCUGGUUGAAAAACUGAAAGCAUGUCUCCCGACUAUCUGUGCAAGCUAUAGCAGUUACUUAGUGGAUGUCCACAAGACCGCCAUGCCAUGUAUAAUGGUCAUUGAUGGACUCUUCCUGCUGGAGCUGAUUCGGAACAAUGGAGUUUUUCCAUCGAUGCCUCAAAAGAACUUCUCGAAAGACGCAGUCAUGCUUGAGAACCAGAUUCCAAUCUUGGCGUUAGGACAGAUGUUGGAGAACUGUCGCAUCAAUGAUCAGCUAUCUUCCAGUUUUGUUCAUUUUUGCAUACAGCUUUCUCCACUCCCUGUGUUAGAGACUUGUCCAGCUGUGGCCAUACGCCACUUGUUGGAUCUCUUGUACAAAAUGAUUUGCCUUAAAGAUGAGCCACUGCCUCCUUACGAGGCCUACAGCAGAAUGUCAAUCGACGAGAUGGCCACUGUUGCCUGGGAUCAGUUGAAAAAUGAUGGUUCUGGCAUCUUUGCUCCUAUAAUAAGCUCCGUGGACCGAAUCAUAACUGUGUCUAAAAGACUUGGGAUUUCGACGUACCUAAGGAAGGUUUUCGAAGAAGAUGAAGCUUUCAGUCCCACAGCGACGCAGCUCCGACGUGUUGGUGUGGAAUUCUGCAUCACAAGAGGCGGUAUCAGGAAUAUUAGUUUCGAUCAGGAUGACAAAAGCUUUAAGUUUAACCUUCCAGUAUUUACUUGGAAGCCGAAUUGUGAAGUGGUAAUGAGAAACCUGCUGGCAUACGAAGCCAUGGCAAAGUCAGAGCCCCCGAUUCUUACUCGUUACACCCAAUUGAUGAGUGGGAUUGUACGCACUGUAGAGGACGUGAAAUUGCUCAAAGACAAGAAGAUCAUUGUUACUGUAGAUGAACAACAUGUAGACUAUGAUGACAUCGUGCAACUCUUCAGUGGGAUCAUGGGCAAAUCCACCAUUAAUCUUGAAGAAAAGACCAUUUUAGAUGAUCACAUUGAAGCUGUUAACAAAUACUACGAUAAUAACCCAAAGAUUAAGGCAUCUAAGCUCUUCAAAAAGUAUGUUAAAUUUUCGUGGAAGCUUUUCAUGCUUCUUGCUGCUAUAUUGCUUUUCACCCUGUUAGGUAUUCAGACAUUUUGCGACAUCUACAACUGUCACAGCCUAUUCGGAACCACCUAUCCUGUGAAUGGUCUGUCUUCUUCGAGAUCCUCUUUCUAGCUAUAUUGUAUACCAUGUGGUGUCUUUCUUAGUUCCUAGACAAAAAUGUAUCAUCUCCAUGGGAAUAAAAAUAAAUGCAAGUAUGUAUAUUCCGCAGUAUCUAAGCUGAGGAGCACCUUCUGUUUCUACUGUUACAGACACAACAAUUACUGUUUGAAUUCCAGGAAAGAAAAUUAUGAUUA